Messenger RNA from Mangifera indica (mango), 1704 nucleotides. RefSeq names its product triacylglycerol lipase OBL1-like. Gene Ontology annotation, biological process: lipid metabolic process. Gene Ontology annotation, molecular function: triacylglycerol lipase activity. The transcript has 5 exons. NCBI's taxonomy places the organism in Eukaryota, Viridiplantae, Streptophyta, Magnoliopsida, Sapindales, Anacardiaceae. The record is from RefSeq and is a predicted model, not a curated record. Bases 65 to 1477 code for a protein of 470 amino acids.
UUAGAAACUAUGAAAUUCAAGACAUUGACGCUGCAACUCAUCGUCUUUUCCUUGCUUUGAAGCCAUGGAUGCGGAACAUUUCUGUCAGGGCUAUCUGAAUCUUAAGCCGAGAGAUGCAAGCUUGGUCGAUCUCAUUCUUCUUCUAUUUUCUGCUGAAUUGGAGCAAAGAAGGUUCGUCGACUGCCAUGAAAGACAGCCUCCCAGAAGUUUUGGCUAUCGAUGGGUUAUAUUCAUCUCUGUCAUCGCGCAGAAGGUCCUUUUCUUCUUGAGGAAACCUAUGGCAAUUGCAGGAUAUGCCCUCGAGAUGUGGCUAAAUCUUCUGUCUAGCAACGGAGGCUUUUACAUGCUUCUAAUUAAUGUCUUGAAAGGAAGGUUGGUGAUACCAGAUAGGUCAUCAGCAACCUUCACAUCUGUUGUGGGAUACUCUGACAUACGAGUUGAGUUAGACGCUCAGGUUAAACCUAAUGAUGACAGCAGAUAUUAUGCAUCACUUUCCCUCAUGGCCGCCAAACUGGUAUAUGAGAAUAACGCUUUCAUAAGCAACAUUGUCAAAAAUCACUGGAACAUGGAAUUUUUGGGGUUGUACAGAUUCUCGAAUGAUUACCAGAAACUCUUCUCAGUACAAGCCUUCCUGCAUCAAGACAAAAUGGUUAACCCUGAUGUGAUAGUAGUGGCCUUUCGAGGCACUCAGCCAUUUGAUGCAACGGCGUGGUGCACAGAUGUGGACAUCUCCUGGUAUGAUAUCCAAAACGUGGGUAAAAUACAUGGCGGCUUCAUGAAAGCUCUAGGAUUACAAAAGAACCGAGGUUGGCCCAAGGAUAUCGACCCGGAAAGCGAGCCCUCAUUCGCCUAUUAUUCAAUCAGAAAAAUGCUGAGAGAAAGGCUACAAAAUAACAAGGAAGCGAAGUUCAUAUUAACAGGACACAGCUUGGGGGGAGCAUUGGCGAUUCUGUUUGUGUUUGUGCUAGUGUUCCAUAAAGAGUCAUGUUUGCUGGAAAGAUUAGAAGGCGUGUACACAUUUGGGCAGCCGAGGGUGGGAGACGAGCAAUUUGGAAAGUUUAUGGAGAGAAAUUUAAAGGACUAUGAGGUGAAUUAUAAGAGGUAUGUUUAUUGCAAUGACAUGGUUCCAAGGUUGCCAUAUGAUGAUAGAAACCUCUUUUUUAAGCAUUUCGGGGCCUGCUUCUAUUACGAUAGCUUUUACCAAGGGAAGGUUAUGAAGGAGGAGCCGAACAAGAAUUACUUCUCUUUGUUAUGGGCUCUACCCAAGUACGUAAAUGCAUAUUGGGAGCUGAUUAGAGGUGCUGUUCUGCCUUAUAUAGAGGGUCCGGAUUAUAGAGAAGGUUGGUUUUUGAGAUUGUAUAGAGUGAUUGGGUUGGCGAUUCCUGGAUUGUCAGCUCAUGGCCUUCAAGAUUACAACAAUGCUACUCGAUUGGGUUCCUUAGCGUCGGUUCCCCAAGCCCAAGAUCUGAUUCAGUGAUUCGAACUUGAAUUGCCCCAACAAACGAGUAACUAAGUGACGCAUGUAGAAUGUAGCCCAAUACCCUCAUUUUAGUAAAUUUCCCCCAACAAGCAAAUCUUCAUUCAGCAAUAUUAUAACCAAAUCCUAAGGACGAUAACCAUCACUUUACUUGUAGCUCAAACUUAAAUAACUGUAAUGUUGUUAAAUGAGAGAAUGGGGAGUUAGUCUACCUAUGAAUUUAUUUA